AUGGAUAAGCCAUCAGGAGUACUGGCAUCAAAAGAGAACCCAGCUACACCGGGGCAAAAGAGUAAAGUGUGUGAUUAUGAUUAUAUGGCUUCACCUGCAGCGCCCACUUUCUGUACACCUGGAUUGAAAGUUCCCUCUAGGAAGAAUACCACUUUACCAAAAUCCCCAGAGAGUAACCUGUCAGACGCGUCUAAUAAUACAGAUGAAGUUACCCAUCCAGACCCUCAGUCUCUGGGAAAAGAGCCUGAACCACCGUAUGUAAUCCAGAUGGUACCAAAUAAAGGGUACGUGGAAGAAGCUGUUGCGCCUGUCCUGCCCUCAAACACGUAUCUGGACUGUCUUAAAACACCUGCUCCUCCUGCCAUAUCGGACUACAGAAACAUAUUUACCACUCCUCCGCCAGCUCCUGAAAUAACUGUCAUUCCAACACAAAUUCUGCAGAUUUUAUCAAAAUACAGCUCAAACACAGACCCACCCAGAGUCACAGAGAAGGUGAAAAAUGAAGGAAUGGCCACACAAUUUGAAAGAAGGCCUGCUCUUGCUCUUGAUAUUAGUAACAAAGAAAACAGGAUGCUUUUCACUUUGGACAGCUCAAGAAAUGGAAUAGAAAACUACGUGGCAAAAGACAAGAACAUAGAACUUUUGCAUAAAUGA
Messenger RNA from Gekko japonicus, 654 nucleotides. Its product is annotated as spindle and kinetochore-associated protein 3-like. The record is from RefSeq and is a predicted model, not a curated record. NCBI's taxonomy places the organism in Eukaryota, Metazoa, Chordata, Lepidosauria, Squamata, Gekkonidae. The transcript is spliced from 5 exons. The coding region runs from base 1 to 654 and encodes 217 amino acids.